Molecule: messenger RNA, 3447 nt
Organism: Mirounga angustirostris (Northern elephant seal)
Lineage: Eukaryota; Metazoa; Chordata; Mammalia; Carnivora; Phocidae
Gene: TTC9B
Product: tetratricopeptide repeat domain 9B
Exons: 4
Coding region: 2554-3261 (235 amino acids)
Molecular function (GO): protein binding
Source: RefSeq, a predicted model, not a curated record
CAUCCCCCAGGGCAGCCAGGAGAGGCCCCCUGGGCCGUGCGCGCCGCCGGGGCUGGCGGAGGCGCUGAGCGCGCUGGGGCUGGAGGGAGAACGCGAGUACGCUGGGGACAUCUUCGCCGAAGUCAUGGCUUCUCAUCUUUCUGAUUGGAUGCUCUUUACCGAGUCCCUUAAUGGCGGCUGCGAGACACGAUGCAAAUUCUGGACCCCUCCGCCAGGCGGCACUGGCGGACUGCCGCAAGCGCGGCUCGGCGAGCUAAAACUAGGCUCCCCAGCGCAAACGUCUGCUGGAGACAAAUGGACAGAGAUGCGGCAACCCGAGUGGCUCUCGGCCUCAGGGCUGGGAAGAAACUAGGAGGGAUGGGGACUGUGGGAAGCUGCCCCACUCAUAAGGAAUGCUACCUCGAUGUGGCCAGAUUUUCAGAUUUUGUUCAAGUGAAGCUGAAAAUCUACAAUUCCAUAAGUAUCUCUACUUCCAUAUGUUAGCAACUAAUUCAGUAUUUUUUAAUGGUUGCACAAGCCCAGCACAUCACAUGCUGGCCUGUGGGAGUCAUCAGUUUGUGAUAGUAUGGGUCUUUGAUAGCAAGUGUUCUAUAAAUGAGAUCUGAUGUACUUAACCCCUAGAGUGCCACGGUGUGAAUGGGUAUAAAUUGUAGCACCGGUCUCAUAGAGGUGUGAUGAGGGUGUGAGUUAAUAUAAUAUAGAUGUAGAGCUUUAGGACAGUGCCUGACACCUAGUAGGUGUUAUGGAAUUACUAGCACUGCAUCCUAGCAGGACUGCGAGCUAGGUACACUUGUCCCCCGUUUCUGCCGAACCCUCAGCACCUAGCUAUUUAGUAAGUGCUCAGAAAAUAUUUGUUAUAAAUCAAUGGAUCUCCACACUUUUUAAAUUAAAACACGCCUGAGGUGAUCUCAGGAAUCCAACCUCAGGAAUAUAUUAGACUCUUAACCAAGCUUAGGUUUGAAGGUGCAACAGAGGAGGAAGCUUUUGCCCUGGAGAUGUUCAAGGUUGGAGGACCAGAGAGGGGGAGAAACCCACUCGGCAAAGCUCGAUAAGAGAUAGAAGCAAAUAUGGCCAUUGGGAUGGAAGGUGCUGUGUUCAGGUUUGGACCUGUCGGGUGGGACCUGCCAUGUGGCCUCCAAGAAGAGAAUGUGCAGUGCAGGGGGAGGGGAGAGUGGAAAUCUAAGCUUGGUGCUUGGGGCUGAGGCCCAAGCCAGGGUCUUGCAGGGUGCAGGGGAGGGUGGUAAUACAUAGUUAUUCACGCACUCAUUCCUUCAACAACUAUACAUGGAUGCUGACUCAGCCAGGCACUUAGGGUCACAUACCCCACAGUCUCAUUGGUGAUAAGAAAUGGGUUGUUCAUUGUCCAUCCUGUGCCACGCCCUGUGCUAACUGCUUUAUCUGCAUAACAUGAUUCUGUCCCUACAACUACUCUGAAGUAAACUCACUUGUUAUCCCCGGGUUACACAGAAGGAAGGCAAGGAGGAAGCCAAGGUCCCACCACCAAGUAAGCAGCUAAGGAGAGUUGAAGAUCAACUGUCUCAUUCACCCUGCUUUUCUCUUAAAAGCCUCUCACGUGCUUUCUUUUCUGUACACUCUUGUAUUAUUGUGCUGCUCACUCUGGGCUGUCACUUGUCUGCGUUCCCACUGCUUUUCCUACCCAGUCAGUGAGCUCGAGGAGGGCAAAAAGCAGAUCUCUUGUUCAUUGAGUUAUCCCCUCCUCCAAGAAGCCUUCACUCACCACCUCAGUCUAGGGCAGGCACCUCCUCUGGACCUUCACAGCCCGUUGUGCCUCCCCCACCCAGGGUUCGACCCCCUAUUCCUUUCCCGUCCCACCCUGGCCACUUUGCCAGAGCUUCCCAGGCUAGCCCAUCAGGGCUGUCACUGUCUGGUCACUGGUCUGUCUCUCCGCUGGACUAGGGGUUCAGUAAGGGUAGGGGCUGAGGCUGUCCCAGUCCCUGCUCUUUCUCAGCAUCACCCAGACCAGAGCUGGGCACAGAAGAGAUAUCAGUGAAUAUUUGUUUGUUGCAUAGAUAAACAAAUGAGUUUCCAAGUUGCUAUCAUUGUCCUACGGUACUGAUGAGGAUAGAGAGUUCCAGGUAAUUUGGGUGAUUUGCCCAAGUACUACCACUAGUGAGAAAUAAAAGCAGGGAAUUGAAUCCGGGCAGCCCGAGCCCAUAAACCGUGUUCCUAUCUAAAUAUGUGAAAUGCCUAGGGAUCUGAAAACCUGCUUUCCACGAGGUUGCUAUCUCCCGGCUCUUUCCCCCAGACUUGUCUUUUCCUUCCAGAAAGCUUUGGGAGCUUUGGGCAGGGGGGAGCAGAGCAGGCAGGAGGGUGGGAGGUAAGGGGAGUGGGAAGAAGGGAGAGGCCGGUUGAACUCUCCCCAGGGUUGGGGCUGAUUUGGAGGACAGAAAGGGAAAGUCCUGAGGGGUUCUCCAGACCCAUAGGGGGCAGGCGGAGUCGGCUGCCGGAGGUGCGGGGGCGGAGAAAGGGUGGGGACCGGCCCCGCGGGGGGCGAUGCGGUAGCUGCAGCGGCGGCCGCAGGAGUUUCCCACAAUGCAGCGCGGCGCGCUGUCCCCGGUGCUGAUGCUCAGCGCGGCCCCGGAGCCUCCGCCGCGCCCGCCUCCCGCCCUUUCCCCGCCGGGCCCGGGCCCCCGCCAUGGCUCGGCUCGGCCCAGCCCUGCCCCCGAGCCGUCGGGGGGCCUGGGCGCGGCGCUCGACAGCAGCUUGCGGGCCGCCGUGGCGUUCAAGGCGGAGGGCCAGCGCUGCUACCGAGAAAAGAAGUUCCGGGAAGCCAUCGGCAAGUAUCAUCGGGCACUGCUGCAGCUGAAGGCGGCUCAGGGGUCCCGCCCUGGAGGCCUGCCCGCCCCCUCCCCCGGGCCCGCCAGCAGCCCGGGGCCAGCCCGCCUCAGCGAGGAGCAGCGGCGCCUGGUGGAGAACACGGAGGUGGAAUGUUAUGACUCUCUCACGGCCUGCCUGCUGCAGUCGGAGCUGGUGAACUAUGAGCGGGUGCGUGAGUACUGUCUCAAGGUCCUGGAGAAGCAGCAGGGCAACUUCAAGGCCACCUACCGCGCCGGCAUUGCCUUCUACCACCUGGGCGACUACGCACGCGCGCUGCGCUACCUGCAGGAGGCCCGCAGCCGGGAGCCCACAGACACCAAUGUCCUACGCUACAUCCAGCUGACUCAGCUGAAGAUGAACCGUUGCAGCCUCCAGCGGGAAGACAGUGGGACCGGGGCCGGGACUCGGGAUGUCGUUGGCUAAGGCCAGCAGAGGGGGGCUUGCCCUCCCCCCCACUCCCACCUCACCGUGUAACUCCCCCCCGACUCGUGUGUUUGCUGGUAAAGCACUUGUCACUGGUGACCAUAACCUCUUUGUGUGGUGUUCUUGUGGGGACCAGGGAGGGGACGUGUGGCCUGAGCUUCACCCUCUGGAUCAGAGACCCAGAGG